Cercopithifilaria johnstoni is the source of this 411-nucleotide messenger RNA. NCBI's taxonomy places the organism in Eukaryota, Metazoa, Nematoda, Chromadorea, Rhabditida, Onchocercidae. The record is from the annotation of a GenBank genome assembly.
AUGGAGAAUGCAGUUACAGAAGUGACUAUAGUUAGUGGCGUGUCCGAAAACAAAUUUCUAAAGAGUUUUGAACCAUACUUCGCGAAUUUUAACCUUACACCGACAAAAAUUAAACUUUUGAGCGCAUUUGCACUUGGAUCAUUUUUUGGUUGUGCUCUACGGUCCUCAUAUCAACACACCAAAGGUCAACAGCUGAAAAAUAUUCGGAGUGGAUUUGCGCUUGGAGUACGAGCACUCGGUAUUGCCACAGUUUUAUCGGUAUCUGGUGUUGGUUUACUCAUUCUCUCCAUAUCCGCAGCACUCCAAAUUGAUUUUCCGCAAGAAUUCGGCCAGAAAAUGAUCAAUUUGUGCGGCGACCGUUUUCGUAUUGACAGAGGAGAUAGCGUUACAACGUUUUCUGAGGUAUUUUAA